CUCCACUGUCACAAUCUUCACCGCAUUUCUCAUAACAACACACACAAAUACACUCUCUGUUCAAAUGGAUUCCAUUGGAGCUUCUUCUACACCGUUCGACUCGUUCAAAUCGAAGAAAGUCCUCCGAUCCUCCGUCGGCAAACAACAUUCCGCCGACGAAGCAGAUGGAGCACCAGAUCAGAUGCCGUUGAGCACCACGACUCCUGCAACGCCUACACAACCGCCUCGAAGAUCUCUCACCCGCCGCCAAGCAUUGCGAUCAGUGAGUCAAGUCAGGGAAGCGGCCAAGCACUUCCGAAAGUCAGAUCUGAAACCUUCUGUUUCCUCUGACCCGUUAACAUCAUCCGUUACCCCAAGCAAAAACCUAAUCACGAAGCCAAAGACACCCAAAGCCCUUCCAAAAAGUUACGAAAUAUUGGAUGAGUUCUUUAAUAGCCUGCAAUCUUCUAUUCGAAUUCUUGGAUUGAAAGGAUCUAUGUCGACGUUUACAAGCAUUAGCCGUGCGGUGGAGAGUUUAACAGACAGGAGGUUCACUUAUAGUCAUCUAGCUCAGCUCAAGUUUAUUUUGCCUGAGGGGAUUGAGAUAAAGAAGAUUCUUGUCCGCGAUGAACGAACCAGUUGCAUGAAACCAGAACUUGACGUGACUUUGAAUUUCAACAUCAUUCAGGAUGAUGAAAAGCUAAAAUCAGAGAGCAAGAACAUACUGAUGAGGAAAUUGUUUCGAUCCAGGCUUGUGAGCUACUAUAAAUCCAAUCCCGAGGGAGAUGAAGUUCCAGAGGAGAUGUUACCUGAACCAUUCAAUCAAUCGAGCUGUGUGCCAUCUUCAAAUGCAAUGAAAAAUCCCAAUUUAGGCUCAGUUCAGGAUACAGCCUCUCAACAUCAGCCAUUGGUAGCAUCUCAUAUGCCUCAGUCUUUCAAGAGACGCUUCUCAAAACAGGUUUCUGACAAUAGCUCCGCCAAAGUAGCUUGUGUAUCCGUUGCUCCAUCUCUAGUUCAAAAGUGCUCAAACUUACCUGAAACUCCAAUUAAGAGCUUUUCAAAGAAAGGAAAUCUUUCUUCCAUUGAUGGAACUCCUGCCAAGCUUUUUUCUACUCCAAUGAGUGCUACACCUGCACAAGCCUUACGAAUGCCAGUAAGGAGUUUAGUUACUCCUGAUGAAGAAGAUUCAAUUAUGUCUCCUACCAAAUCAGUGCCCAACAAGUUAACUAGACGUGUUAGAAGAUUGUUUGAGACUCCUGUGAAGAAUAAAACGCCUCCUGUCAAAAUUGCAUCUUCUUUUGAUGAUGGUCUUUGUGAUAUUCUUUCAGGGGAUCUGUUUGCAUCCAUUAAAGAAAAGGAACGAAAAGCAAAGGAGGAGAAUAAUCCAGCAAUCUCACAUGCUAAAUGGAGGAAACAAAUGAUUGCAGGGCUACCCAAGCUUUUUGACUCUCUUUUGUUUAUCUUUCAAAAACGCUCAGUCAUCACAAAAGAGGAGCUCAUACACACAAUAAUCUCAUGCCGUUUGGAAAUUGUUGAUAGAAGAGAAGUUGAGGAACAACUCAUGUUGUUGCAAGAACUAGCACCUGAAUGGAUUCAUCAGAAAAUGGCAUCCAGUGGUGAUCUUCUCUUCUGUGUUAACAAGAUAUCAAGCCCAGAGUCGAUACGCACAAGAUUAUCAGAAGCUAACUAAGUGAAUGCUCGUUAAUUAGAUUGUAAAUCUUUUCACCAUUUUUGUAAUUUAAUUUUUUAGCUGAAAGUGUUAGGCCAAUCAGUUUGACAUCAUAGAGAUAGAUAGUAUCUGCUUAAUUUGAUAUAUGGAAUAAAAAAAGAAGAAGCAGUAACAUUUAUCAAUAUACCAC
Molecule: messenger RNA, 1838 nt
Organism: Lactuca virosa
Lineage: Eukaryota; Viridiplantae; Streptophyta; Magnoliopsida; Asterales; Asteraceae
Source: the annotation of a GenBank genome assembly